UGGGAAGGAGACACUAGUUUUUAAUUUCCCUGUAAAUCGGAGAACAUUUUACAGAAAUCUUUGAACAAUGAGUCCUUGCUGCUGCUUGUCUUUCUGCCUUCCAGAGGUAGUUUCUUCCAGAGGAUGCUGGUGUGCUUAAGCUGCAGCUCUGCUUGGACAAGUUUACACUACAGCGGUCUUCUCCACUUCUUUAUCCUGCAAAAUACUUUUUCUUUUUUUUUUUUUUCUUUUUUCUUUUUUAAGAAGAAAAAAAGGGAAAUAUUUCCCGGGUGAAGAAAGUGCAUCACUGCACGCAUAUGUCAAAUAACUUUGUUUGUUUUUUUCCCCCUUGUGUUGUUUCCAUCCCGGGUCUUGUGCGCCUUGGUGCGCCCAGCGGAGCAGCAGAUGAGUCCUCUCCGUGGCACCAUGUGGAUUAUUCUGGGGCUUGUUCUGGCAGCUGGCAGCGUUGAUGGCAGCUGGGGAUGUCAGUUACCCCACGACUGGAGACCGCAGACGGAAGGGUGCCGUGCGGAGCUGGCGGAGAUCAUCGUCUUCGCAAAGGUCCUGGCUCUGCACAAAGAGUCUUACAGCGUCUAUAACUACCUGCCCUGGCAGCACGACACCGACCUGCUCUUCUCCGCAGAGAUCGAGCUGCAGUGCGAUCAGUCCUGGGGCUCCAUGCUGGAGGUCCCUGCAGGAUCCAGGCUGAACAUCAGCGGUCUGGGAUACUUACCCUGCUUCACCUACAGCGUCACCGAAAACAACAAUUACUACUUCUUUCUAAGGAUGGAUGAAAACUACAACAUUCUUCCACAUGGAGUUAAUUUCCAGGAUCCCAUCUUCCCCGACACUCCAGAGAACCACCGCAUGUUUGCUAGUCUUUUCCAGUUUUCCAACUGCACACCUGGAACUCAAGUCCACAGCUUCAGCCCGGAGUGGGAGGCUCAAGAGGACAGCCGGGUAUGUAGGCAUCAAAUAAUAUUUACCUGAGCCGCAUUUCUACCA
Cyprinodon variegatus (sheepshead minnow) is the source of this 984-nucleotide messenger RNA. Its product is annotated as coiled-coil domain-containing protein 3-like. The record is from RefSeq and is a predicted model, not a curated record. Gene Ontology annotation, biological process: negative regulation of gene expression. Gene Ontology annotation, cellular component: extracellular region. The transcript has 2 exons. Lineage: Eukaryota; Metazoa; Chordata; Actinopteri; Cyprinodontiformes; Cyprinodontidae. Bases 385 to 969 code for a protein of 194 amino acids.